AUGAGGUACACUCCCACCCUUUUCGCCCUUCUGGGCUCCGUCGCCACGAGCUACGGCUGGGUCUUGGAUGCAUCAUGUAACCCAUAUAAAGAUAUGGUAAUCACUAGCAUGAAUAGUGCUUUCGAUAUGGCCAGGGCAGGGAAUGAUGUUCUGGAGGCCAUUGAUCCCUAUGGAGACGGGACUCCGAACCAGGCUCAGCUCGACCUGGUGUCUUACCUUUUCGCUGAUACAAUGUCGAAUGGCGAAGUUAACCCUUCGCCAUUUCGCACGGCCCGCCGUAUACACGAUAUGAUUCUGGCCUAUGACUCCAAUGUCGGACGUCCUAUGCCAAACCCUCCGCAGGAUUUGUCAACCUUGCGCUUUGCGAACGUCGUCGUCUUUUGCAACUAUGAGCGUUUCACCGAAAACCGAGAUUGCGACGGAAACGAGGCCAAAGGAAUGGCUUGCGACACAGCCAUGCGCCAACCUUUCCAGAUGGGCGACCUCUAUAGCGAGUGCAAGAACAAACCCUUCGGUGGAGGUGGCACCGAGGCUUGGACAAAGUACUUCGAUAGUCGGAGAAUUGGAAAGGCGUCCAUAAUCCAACUAUGCCCCUGGUACUUGCAACAGGUGAAAGGCCAAAAGUUCAAAACCUUUGAAGACCUGGGGAACAAGCCCUUCCCGGCUCGCAAAUUGAAGGAUAGGCUCCUAGGCAACACUGCGAUGGAUUUGGUAAAUACGUUUUCUGGCACGCUGCUGCACGAACUGUCCCAUGCACCGGCAGACAUUGGAGCACGCGAUGGAGACGGGGACGAUUCAUACCGCUGGAAGAACUGCCGUAGGUUGGCAAAGCAGGGCACGACAAACGCAGAGAGCUACGCUUUCUUCGGCCUGGGAGCGAGGAUGAUCGCUAGCCAGGACAAUCCGCAGCGGCCCAUGGAAGACGGCUCCAUCCAGGUCCUCCCUGCAGGCGCAAAGAAGCGAAGGUCUGACAACGUCCUGGUCAACCGGGCAGAUGCUCCAGAAGUCACCAAGACGGUGGACCACGGCCCUGUCACUCUGGAGCCAUCCGAUGCUGCGUCCCUGACCGAUGUCGUCCCAGCUGGGGAGAGCUCUGCGGUCAUCUACGACGUCCACACGGUCUUCCUGGACCCAGGCGAGGAUGAUUCAUCCUCUGGCAGCUUUGGCUCGAGCACAUCAGACACGUCCGAGCCUACCUCUACAGCUUCAACCUCUGGUCGACCCGGUUCCACAUCAGACACGUCCCAGUCCACCUUUAUAACUUCGCCUCGUGUACCAGAGUCGCCUGGUGUAUCUGAUUCUACUUCCUCUGAUCCUACCUCUUCUAGUCCUCUUAUUGGUACUACCUCAGCUGGCUCGACUUUAUCUGGCCCUGCCUCUUCUGGCCCUCUCGCUAGUUCGACUUCAGCUGGCUCAACUUCAUCUGACUCUAUCUCCUCUGACUCUGCCUCUUCUAGCUCUACUUCAUCUGAUUCUACUUCCGCUGAUUCUACCUCUUCCAGUACUGUUAUUGGUACUACCUCUUCUGACUCUACUUCAUCUGGUCCUACCUCUUCUGGUCCUCUCGUUACUUCGACCUCAGCUGGCUCUACUUCUUCUGACUCUACUUCUGGCUCUACUUCUGACUCUACUUCUGAUUCUCUUUCCUCUACUUCGUCAGGCAGCGCCCCUUCUGUUGUCAUUACAACCUCGGAGGGGAACCCUAUUACCUCGACUGUGGUUGCUGAAUCAACCCCAGCUCCUACUUCCAUUACGUCUGCGCCAGAAAGCAGUGACGUGACGACAGUUACAUCAGGCUCAUCUACAACCACAGUCCCAAUAACUGUUGUGGAUGUGACCAAGUCCGACACGACGACUCCCGUCACAUAUACAUCCACCCGGACCAGCGCUGAGGACGGCAAGCCUACAGACGUUUGGGUGUGCACUGGGUCUCUCUGUGACUCUGACUCGGAUUCUGACUCUGACUCUGGCUCCGGCUCCGGAUGCAAAAUCCCAGCCUUCUGCAACUCACCCGAUCUGGGCACGUCUUGGGGUCUUUGCUGUGGCUUUGCCCCAGCGCCUCUCCCUGAUGGCACAGUCCCUCCCCCUGGUGGUCCUCCAGCUCCUCCUCCUGCUCCCCCAGGUGGCCCUCCAGGUGGUCCUCCCGGCGAAGAAGGCUCUCCCAGCAACAGCAACGACAACCAAUCUCAGUCGACCACUCAGACAUCAUCUUCAACCAGUGAAUCAAGCUCUACCACAUCCUCAACAUCUAGUGAGCCAAUGGCUGCGGCGACAAUUACUGGUGAUCAAUUCCUGGAGGCCGCGCCUGUUACCUCGUGGUAUGAGGUGCAGCAGUCGCUUCUGUCGGAGCUCAUGGCAGACACCACCGAUCCAUACAUUACCUGGACGCCCUCAAGCUCGUCCUCUGGCUCGCUGUCGUCGCCAACCUCCAAGCCUCAGAUCACCUCGUCGUCUGCUCCUUCGACAAGUCCACCCACAUCCGCCGAGACAACUUCAUCAACAACAGACACGACCUCUGCCUCUUCUACCACUGACAGCUCCGACUGUUCUGUUAUCUCCCAGGGAGACAUGCGCAUACUCUCCUGUCCGUCGACCACUAGUACUAGCACAUCGUCGACGUCUACCUCUUCUCCAAGUAGCAGCUCCGGCUGUUCGGUCUCCUUCCAAGGAGACAUGGGCGUACUCUCUUGUCCGUCGACAACUAGCUCAUCGACGACUAGCACAUCGUCGGCCUCCAGUGUCGUUCUGUCUGGCUCCCCAACGUCCUCUGGGACGCCUACCACCUCUUCGUCGUCCAGCUCAUCUGCAUCCCCAACGCCAUCUGAAGACCCAGGUACGGCCGACUGUAAAAUCAUCUUCAAGGAUGAUCUCGCCUCGAAAAAGGACUGGAUGUACAAGGUCACCAUGUCUGGCGACUGGGUAGACGAGAAGGUCGUCAAGACCGAGAUCUCGACCUGCAGCAACGAGGGAGGCCAGCCCUCAGCGUGGGUCUGGGAGGACCAGGGUGACGGCUUUUACAUGGCUGGCUUCGACCUGUACGAUCUGUCGGACGAGGACUGUGUGGCAUCUGCCAUCAGGAGCGCCUCCUCCUUCAAUGUGAAGGAGUUGACAUGUAACGAUUAUAUUGGCGAAGACAGUGAUCUGGCGAUGGAGUUGACGGACCAAAGCUCGAGUUAG
Aspergillus puulaauensis is the source of this 3177-nucleotide messenger RNA. RefSeq lists its product as uncharacterized. The transcript is spliced from 2 exons. Gene Ontology annotation, molecular function: metallopeptidase activity. The record is from RefSeq and is a predicted model, not a curated record. The coding region runs from base 1 to 3177 and encodes 1058 amino acids. Lineage: Eukaryota; Fungi; Ascomycota; Eurotiomycetes; Eurotiales; Aspergillaceae.